Diachasma alloeum is the source of this 1034-nucleotide messenger RNA. It is a transcript of the gene IFT20, whose product is annotated as intraflagellar transport protein 20 homolog. The record is from RefSeq and is a predicted model, not a curated record. NCBI's taxonomy places the organism in Eukaryota, Metazoa, Arthropoda, Insecta, Hymenoptera, Braconidae. Gene Ontology annotation, cellular component: centrosome; intraciliary transport particle B; cilium. The transcript has 3 exons. Gene Ontology annotation, biological process: centrosome localization; intraciliary transport; protein localization to cilium. Bases 114 to 563 code for a protein of 149 amino acids.
AACAUUCUCCAGUUGUUUGUUUUUUUUUUCAGAUAUUUCAUGUUCAAAAAAAAUGUUUUGGUGUGUAGUAUCACUAUUAGUUUGAUUGAACACAAUCUCAAAAAAAAAAUUGUAUGGAAAAAUCGAAAUCGAUUUUUAAAAAAUGUGAGUAUGUUGUUUUGUUUGGCAAAAUGGCCGACUCACUGGCCAAGUAUGGGCUCUACGUAGAUGAUUUCAGUAAAAUUAGGAUUCUGGAGCCCGAGGUAGCUGGACAGAGCGAGAAAUUGAGGGUUGAAUGUCAAGGAUUUGUGUCCAAAAUAACAGAAUUCAAAAAAAAUUCCGAUGAUUUCAUCGAGAUGCUCGAUAGUCUUGCUAAUGAGGUUGAGCGAGAGAAGAUGAGGACAAUAGGUGCUAGGAAUCUUCUGCGAUCGGUAUCGAAGCAGCGAGAGGCUCAGAAGCAAAAAAUUCAGGCUUUGAUUAUCGAAAAAACUAUGGAACUGGAGCGUCUGAGGAUUCAGUACGACUCGUUACGAAGAAUAGAGCAGGAGCAGUUGGAGACAAUCGAGCAUUUAACAGUGAAUUAAUGGAUUAUUAUUUUAUUUCAUCUCUAAUCGCGGACACAAUCGUUUUUUUUUGGGUGAAUUAAUGUCGAAAAAAUGGAAAUCAAGGACGGAAAGGGUAUCGAAGGCACGUCUUGUUCUUCUGCCAAAUGUUCAUUCGUUUCGUUCGGAUUUUUAACGUUUAAUUAAUUAAUAAUCGCAAAUUACUUGAAGGGAACUUUGGAAUUUAAUCAAGUGGUGAAACGCCUUUGCAAUAGUUUUUGUUGAACAUCUCUGAAUCUAGAAGAGAUGCCGGAAAUAUCGUCGGAUAGUUUUUGAAGCUCUUGAAAUUCUCCACAAAAACUGCAUGAACAAGAAUUUCGUAGUUUCUCUUAGAUUCCGAGAUAAUGACGAUUUUGUUAGGAAUGAUUUAUUCUAAUGUAAAAUUCUCCUGUUUCUCACUUCACCACUUCGUUGAUUAAUUAAUUAAAUUGACUGUCAAUCACCCUUGAAACA